CUUUAAUAAACGAAAUGUUUUGACUGAUGUAUCUCUAAUAAUAGGAGGACUAAAAUAAGAAGCCAUCGAAUUAGACCACAGAAUUACGAACAACCGAUAUUUAAAGCACAGUCCAUUUCCACCCUUGUUGAAGAACUGGACUCGAUUCUUUUGUUUCUUUGUCGUUUCUUCAGAAGGAACGUGAUUUACAGAGCUCUGUUUUAUUUCACAUUCAUCAAUCUGAUUCGAUUCGGAGGAGCUACAGGAUUGAGCAAGAGAAAAAUAAGGUACUUUUCUUGCACCAAUUUCGCUGCACUCAAGGGAAAAAAGAACGCUUAGGGUUUGAAGGGCAACAACCACAAAAUUCUUUCACUUUUGUUGCACUUAAGAAAAUAAAGUUCGUAGGGUUUGAAGGGCAACGCUCACAAAAUUUUUCUGCAUUUUUGUUGCAUUCCACGCUUUGAACUGAAAAAGAAUUGCCCAAUUGAAAAACAAAAAGCCAUUUUGUAGAAGCCCACAAUGUUGUCAUCACCUGGAAAUUCACCUCGGCAUAUAUUGCCAUCGCCCUCACCCUCCCCAUCUUGCACGCCCAGAAUUCAAAAGGGCCCUGUGAGGGCGUUGAUUGUUGGGCCUCCCUCUUCCAAGAAGAGAAAAAGCUCUCAGACUGUAUUAGACGAAGACACCUAUGUGGCUGCCAUAGAAAAAAUUAUUGAGAGGGAUUAUUUUCCCGAUCUACCAAAGCUUCAUGACCGCUUAGAUUGGCUUGAGGCCGUCCGCAGCGGCGACCCUAUGCAAAUUAGGGAUACACAGUUGAAAAUUAUUGGGAGAAGGCAAGCUAGGAUUUCUGGAUUUUCCGAAGGGCACGAUCAGCUUGUGACGCCCACGACCUCGGUUCGAAACCCAUUUGAGACACCUACCAUGGAACCUUCACCUGCCCUCACAGUGGGCGACUCAGUCAGGUCCAUGAGGUCCCCCAGCCUAAACCCUAACUCGAAUCUUCCCCUGGAGCCUUUAUCUGAGGAUCGGGGUUUGGAGGGCAUUGAUACCUCGUUGUCACUGGAUGAUUUUCUAAAACGGCACACAAGUGAGGACAAUGAAAGCUUUGGUAAAAUUAUUGAGAAAGUGAACAAGAGGAGGGGGGAGAAAUUGAAGUAUUUGCAAGAUUCAGGAUUGCCAUCAUCGUCGCCAUUGCAAAUUGGUCAUGAGAAUCGUGAUAGGAUCACAGAUGGAUAUGGCACCUCAGGGCAGCCUGAGAGCACACUGGAUUCGUGGAAUAAUACUCCGAAGAACCUCUUGAUGUAUGAUUCUGCGAACAGGGAGGAGGCAACAUUGACGACUGCCGAAAGGGAAGAGAGAUUGAUGGCACUUACAAAGGAAAUUAAGCAGAAUAAUACACGGUUUCAUGGAAAUGUGUUUGAUUCCAGGCCCAAGGAGGAGGAUACAGUGGCUAUAUUGUAUGCUCCUGUUGUGGGAUCCACUCCUGCGUCAUGGCCUUUUGCGGAGAGAGAUGCAGAGAGGGCAAGGAAAAAGUAUGACUUGGAAGAUCUCAGAAAAACACCAUCUCAAUUGCUUUUGGAUGAGAAAGAUAAUUCAAAGAAGGGAGUAGCAGGUUACAGUUUUGUAAGAACUCCUUCACCGGCUCCAGGGGUGGAUGAAUCACCUUUUGUUACAUGGGGAGAAAUUGAAGGGACACCAUUGAGGUUGGAGACAGAGGAUACGCCUGUUGGUAUUGGUGGUAGUGGUGAUGGGCCACAUUUCAAGAUUCCAAAUCCUCCGUCGAGAGAUGUCAGGGCUUACAAUCUUUCAAGGGAUGCAGCUAGAAAUCUCAGGGAGAAGUCUAGGCUUUACCAAAAGCCACCUCGUGUUCCCACUCCAACAAAGAAGGGUUCUAUGAGCCCCAGCUUCAAUGCACUUUCACCUGCUGCGCAGAAGUUUGUGAGGAAUGCUAUGGCAAAAUCAUCCAACACUGUGGAUGCAACAUUGAGAGCAAGCUACCGGGCAAGUACAACUCCAGGCACUCCAAAAAUGGCCAGGAAUGCUGUAAGAUUUGAAAAAGAGGGUAGUUUGCCUUUCAGACCGUCACCGCUUCAGGAAGGCAGUGUUUCUGCAAGAUCACCUACUCCUGAUGCUUGAGGUUGAAAUUUACAAUAUAGAUGUGACUUGCUGAUGGCUCAGUAUUUUUGUGGAGAUUGGGAUUUGUCUUAGCAAAAUUAGUCAUCAUUUCCCUUAAGGAAUGGGUACAUUGUAGAUUGUAUGCACCUCCAUAUGUAUUUUUAUAAUAUACUCUUUUCUGAUCAAUGUUACAGGGCGACACUGCCUGUGUUCAGGUAUAACUUUUGAACUAUUUUUCUUAUAAUUGAGAAGGAGUUGGAGAAAA
Cryptomeria japonica (Japanese cedar) is the source of this 2356-nucleotide messenger RNA. RefSeq lists its product as uncharacterized. NCBI's taxonomy places the organism in Eukaryota, Viridiplantae, Streptophyta, Pinopsida, Cupressales, Cupressaceae. The record is from RefSeq and is a predicted model, not a curated record. Bases 499 to 2112 code for a protein of 537 amino acids. Gene Ontology annotation, cellular component: catalytic step 2 spliceosome. The transcript has a single exon.